Messenger RNA from Brenthis ino (lesser marbled fritillary), 1407 nucleotides. Lineage: Eukaryota; Metazoa; Arthropoda; Insecta; Lepidoptera; Nymphalidae. The record is from the annotation of a GenBank genome assembly.
AUGCUCGGAAAAUUGCCUCGUCCGUGGAUAAUGGACGACGCGAAAGACGACGGCUACACGGCACUGCACCUGGCCGCCUUCAACAACCACUCCGAGGUGGCAGAGCUAUUGGUACAUGGUGGCGCCCGCCUUGACUUGCAGAACGCGAAUUUACAGACCGCUCUACAUCUCGCCGUGGAACGACAACAUACGCAGAUUGUGAGGCUUCUGGUGGCACACGGCGCUAACCUCAAUAUUUGUGAUAAGGAUGGAGAUACGCCACUACAUGAGGCCUUACGACACCACACUCUGCAACAGCUGCGACGGUUGCAAGACGUACGCGACGCUUCAUUGCUAAGUGGCUUAGUGCAUGCACAAGACAAGAAAUCUUCUGCUUCUAUUGCCUGCUUCCUAGCGGCACAUGGCGCAGACCUUACCAUAAAAAAUAAAAAAGGUCAGACACCGCUAGACCUAUGUCCGGAUCCGAAUCUCCGUAAAACAUUAACAACGUGUCGCAAAGAGGGUACAGGAAUGAAUGACACCACACCUGAAAGUGAAUCAGGAUCUUUCACAAACGCACCAGUUCCUUCGACGUCCACAGCCGAACCUCCUGCCAUCGUCGAAAUACAACAAAGUGACCCAACUGCCGAUGAAUGUCUCGUAUGCUCAGACGCCAAGCGCGACACAUUGUUCCGCCCCUGCGGACAUAUUUGCUGUUGUAAUGUUUGUGCUGCGAGGGUGAAGAAGUGUCUACUGUGUCGCGCGGGCGUGUCGUCCCGGCAGCGCGUGGGCGAGUGCGUGGUGUGCUCGGAGGCGCCGGCCACGGUGGUGUUCCGGCCGUGCGGCGACGUGUGCGCGUGCGCGCGCUGCGCCCCGCUCAUGCGCAAGUGCGUCGAGUGCCGCACGCCGCUGCAGCCGCCGCACUCGCCGCACUCGCACGCCGCGCCCAGACCCGACGCAGCAGGUGAGGCCAGCAGUAGCAGCAGCAGCAACCUAGCCCAAGUGCAAGUAAACAAGGGCCAGCCUGCGCCCGCGCAGGCCGCGCCGCAUCUCAUGAACAACGGCUUCCGGUCCGCCCCCGCCAACGCCCCCGGCAACAACCCCGUCAACCCCCCCGCCCCUGCCACUGCCCCCUCUAAUAUCUCAACCCCCACCUCCCUCUCCAAGCCCAACAUGAACUCAAACGCCCCGCCCCACCCCCCGCACACCGGCCCCACCCCCGCCACCGCCGCGCCCGCCGCCGCCGACGUGCAGAAGCUACAACAACAGUUACAAGAUAUUAAGGAGCAGACAAUGUGCCCAAUCUGCCUGGACCGCCUCAAGAACAUGAUCUUCCUGUGCGGCCACGGCAUGUGCCAGAUGUGCGGCGACCGCAUCGCCGUGUGCCCCAUCUGCCGCAAGCAAGUCGAGAAACGCAUUCUACUUUAC